AUGGGGAAGCGAAAAGGUGCUGAUGAUUCUUCUACAAGGGAGAAUGUGAAUCAGGACUUUGUAGAUUUCUUACAGGAACUGGCCAACUAUGAGAAGAAUGUUUCAAAUAACAUCCACAAGUACAAUGCUUAUAGAAAAGCUGCUGCCACUCUUGCAAAACAUCCUACACGAAUUACCUCUGGAAACGAGGCCAAGAGCUUUCCAGGCAUUGGAGAUCGCAUUGCAAAGAAGAUUGAUGAGUUUAUUGAAACUGGCAAAUUGGAGAAGCUGGAGAAAAUCAGGAAAGAUGACACUCAUGUAGCAAUCCAGGAAAUGACUCGAGUCAUGGGCAUUGGCCCAGCCAAGGCAAGAGAUCUGGUGAUGGAAGAUGGCAUCAAGUCCAUUGAUGAGCUGCGAAAACAUCCAGAGAAAUUGAAUCGGCAGCAGCUGAUUGGAUUACAACAUCUGGAAGAUUUUGAGAAGAGAAUCCUAAGGGAGGAGGUGACAGCCAUGGAGGAGUACAUCCAGGUGCAGGCCAAGAAACUGGACAAGAAAUAUAUAGCUCAAGUGUGUGGCAGUUACCGUAGGGGUACAGCCACAAGUGGUGACAUUGAUGUCCUCCUUACCCAGAAAGAAUACACUUCAGACCAAGGGAAACAACCAAAGCUGCUUCACAACCUUGUAAACCAUUUGAAAGACAAGGGGUUCAUUUCUGAUAUAAUUUCCUCUGGUGACAGCAAAUUCGCUGGUGUUUGCAAGCUCGAAGACAGAGAGUACCAUCGACGAAUUGACGUUCGCCUCAUUCCCUAUGACCAAUACUACUGUGCAUUGCUUUACUUCACAGGGAGUGACAUCUUCAAUCAGAGAAUGAGGGCUCAUGCUCUGGAACAGGGCUACACACUCAAUGAGUACUCUCUUCGGCCAUUUUGUUCUGAUGGGAAGCCGGGGGAACCAGUCAUUAUCACUUCAGAGAGUGACAUCUUUGACUACAUAAACUAUGAUUACAAGAAACCUGAAGAAAGAAACCUCUGA
Molecule: messenger RNA, 1011 nt
Organism: Darwinula stevensoni
Lineage: Eukaryota; Metazoa; Arthropoda; Ostracoda; Podocopida; Darwinulidae
Source: the annotation of a GenBank genome assembly